Centruroides sculpturatus (bark scorpion) is the source of this 3000-nucleotide messenger RNA. Its product is annotated as synaptotagmin-5-like. Gene Ontology annotation, biological process: regulation of calcium ion-dependent exocytosis; calcium-ion regulated exocytosis; regulation of dopamine secretion. Bases 351 to 1910 code for a protein of 519 amino acids. NCBI's taxonomy places the organism in Eukaryota, Metazoa, Arthropoda, Arachnida, Scorpiones, Buthidae. The record is from RefSeq and is a predicted model, not a curated record. Gene Ontology annotation, molecular function: syntaxin binding; phosphatidylserine binding; calcium ion binding. Gene Ontology annotation, cellular component: membrane. The transcript has 7 exons.
AAAAUUUUUAAAAAAUAAUUUAAAAUCAAAAUAUGUAUAUAGAACCUUUAAAUUGGAUUGACGUAAUCCAAAUUAAUCUCGGGUGGUUAACGAUUUUUCGCAUUAUUUUUUUUUCCUGUAAUUGCAAACUUGUCAAUAAAAAUUCAAAAGGAUCGUCUCCAUUUAUCAUCUGCGCGAAAGAAUGGAAAACUACGCAUGCGUAUUUGUCAACCCACCAGGAUCAAAUCGAGUAAAUAAACGUAUAGCGAAAGAGGUAAAAGCUACAGAACGUAAAGGAUGUCGAAGGUGAUCUGAUCACUUAAUUUACAAGACAUUUAUAUAAAAAAAACGAGGAUACUUAUUUACAGAAUAUGGUAUCAGUUUCAGUUUUAGGCGCCGCCACAGGUGUGGGUUUGGCGCUAGUCGUCAGUGUGACAGUCGUGCUCUAUCGAUAUUACUCGCGCAAUCGCAAAUCUAUGUACUCAGCGCCAUCUUUUGGCCAAGGAUGUAACGAGAAAAGCAAAGUGCUAUUAAGAGAAGGUUGCGUCGCUAUGUCGCUAUCGCAGCAACAGAACUUCAGCAUCUUCCGAGAGCAACCGCAGAGAACGUCGCCGUCGGCUUCGGUCAACUGCCAGGCUUCUCCGCAUCCCGAGAACGUCCACGUUCGCCUGUCGUUGCCGGACGUGCACGUGGCGGAAGAGGUGCCCUCGUCGCAGUCCAGUUAUUCGCUGCCCACCGCCAGAAGAAGAUCGCCCACCGUCAGUCGGGCUAGGUCCAUGGACGCGAGAGCUAUCCCGCGUCUCUCCAUCUGCACUCGAUCCGACAGUCAACAGUCGACCAAUAACGAAUUGCGCAGCCCUCUGUCUCCUCAUCCGAGGACUCCGUCUCCCGAUAACCUUUCGCCUUUUUCGGAAGCGGUGCUCAGACCUCCCUCUCCGGGCACUUCCGGCAGACCCAAGUCUCUUUCGCCUCUUUCUCCUCUUCUCUCGCCGGCCUUCUCUCUCCCCUCCGACUCCGGUGUUAGUCCGGGAGCCGCCAGUCCCCUGGGUGCAAUUCAACCGGAUUUAUAUAAAAAGAAAGACAUGGUCUUCUUCCAAUCGACGCCGGGUAAUCGAGAGAAAUCGAAGUGCGGACGACUCCACUACAAACUCAAAUACGACUUCGAUCGUUCCGACUUGAUCAUACACGUGAUCGAAGCGUUGGACUUGGGUAUUCUGUCAGAGAACGGUUUUAACGAUCCUUACGUCAAAGUGACAAUGAUACCCGAAGUAGAUAAUAAGCAGAGACAAACGGUUAUCAGAAGAAAUUCUACCGAUCCUUAUUUUGACGAAAUUUUUAAAUUUCCCGUUACUUACGACGAACUGGCCGACAGAACGCUCUUGCUGCAACUCUUCGAUUACGAUAGGUUUUCUCGCAAUGAUGUCACGGGAGAAGUAAGCAUCCCUCUGGCGGACUUGGACGUGACUACGGAAAUCGAGAUAUGGAGCGAUUUAGACAAGAGGCAAAAAGUUUCGACCGACCGUCCAGAAAUUCUCUUGUCUCUCAAUUAUUUACCAUCGGCGGGUCGCUUGACCGUAGUCGUUCUGAAGGCUUCGAACUUAGUCGCUCCCGGCUCUAAGGAAGUACCAGAUUCCUUCGUCAAAGUAAGUUUGUACGGCGAAAAGAAAUCCAAGAAGAAAAAAACGUCGACAAAAAAGCACUGUAAUAAUCCUGUGUGGAACGAAGCCCUGUGUUUUGAUAUAGCCGAAGAGGAGCUAAAACAUGGUCGAUUGAUAAUUAACGUUCUCAAUUGUCAUCAUGGAAACGGUGUUCCGGCUUUCGGGACUUGCGUCCUGGGUGUUAACGAAAACGGAACGGGUGCCGCCCAUUGGAACGACAUGCUGUGCAAUCCGAGAAAAUCUAUUGCCAUGUGGCAUCCAUUAUAUUUGUAAAUGUGUCGUAUUUUUUUUUAUCCAUGUCGUUUCUUCGUUCGUGGUUUAAGAGAAUCGGUGGCCUUCUCGUUAGUUUUCGUCCGCUUGGCUUGCUCAAUGAUUAGACAUCAUUGGACGGCAUUAAGUUAUUUCGCGUUGUUUAACGGGUCAUUUUUUUAAAAAAAAAGAAAAAAAUCGAGUGUUUAAAAGCGGGUUGAGUCCAAAACACAUCCGAUACAAAGUAUCAUUUAGCUUAUUAAUUACUAUUUUUUCGGUGCACAUUUAUAAUGAAUUUCGAGUAUUUUAUUUAUAUUUAAUUAUUUUGGAGAUUUCGCCGAAGAAACUUUGUUAGGUCAUUACUCGGAGUGGUUUUUUAUGAAAGAUCUCGUUUUGAAAAAGCAUACUGCAUUUACAAUAUCUUUUAUAAAAUAUAAUAAAAGAAAUUAGCAAUUUUUCGUAAUAUUUUAUAUACAUAUAAAGAUAUUAAGAAGCGGAAUUGAUGGUUUUAAUCAUAAAUAUGUUUCAAUUAUAAUUUAAUUUUAGUGUAAUCUUAAGAUGCAUUUUCGCUGUUCAUUUUCUAUAGUAUAAUAUCGACUAUGUAUUUGUUUGUUCGUUUGAAUUGAGACAUUAUUGCUUUAAACGUCAUAUGGAUUAAUCAGUUUGAAUCAUGAAAGAAUUUCGUAUUUAUGGUGUCAAAUCAAGAGGAGUUUUAACAUUGUUGUGUUAAAUUUUUUAUAUUUUAAAAAAUAUUCGUAUUAUUUACCCCGAAUCGAACAUAUUUGUAACCUAUGAAUGAACCCAUCCUACGUGUUUUAUUUUUUUUUAGUUUUUCCUUUUAAUAUCCUCAUAUCUUGCACCGCUCUCCCAGAAAUAAUUUAUAUAUAAAUAUAUACCAUGGCAUAUACACACAUAACCUUUGAUAAUAUCGGGUAUUCUUAAUUUCCCUAAAUUUUGUACUUAAAUUGUUGUACAAAUGCACUGUUAAAAAAUAUAGAUGUUUAUAUUAUAAAUGUAUAAAUGAACGAAUGUGAAUGGAAAAAUGACAAAACAUGUUAUUGAAUUUGCAAUGUAUGUCGUGUAAAUAAAAAAAAAACGUGUAAAUAAAUUAUAU